CCUACACUCUUUCCUUUCUAAUGCAACCAAGAUAUUCAACAUAGGAGAAUACUUCUUCAAGCUCGGAGUUCCGUGACCAUUUCGGAAAUUCCACGCCUAUAGGGUAAAUUUGAAUAUUUGUAGGGUAAUUUAGAAUGGCAGCAAGUGUUGUCUGGAGCAGGGAAGAAGACAAGGCAUUCGAAAACGUGAUUGCGAUGCAUUGGAUGGAGGAGGAGGAAUCCGAAGACCAGUGGGAGAAGAUUUCUUCCAUGGUUCCUAGUAAAAGUGUUGAGGAAUUGAAGCAACACUAUGAAAUACUAGUGGAGGAUGUUACUGCAAUAGAGGCUGGUCAUGUGCCACUUCCUUGUUAUAAAGGAGAGGAACUUUCCUCCUCUACUAAAGAUCAUUUUCAUGGAGUUUCUACCGCUGCUAAUUCUGACAGGAGAUCGGAUUCCGGUUAUGGAAACGGGUUUUCGGGGUUAGCGGUUGACUCGAGUGGACAUGGAGGGGAAGGAAGUUCGAGGUCGGACCAAGAACGAAGGAAAGGAAUUCCAUGGACUGAAGAAGAGCAUAGGUUGUUUCUACUUGGUUUAGACAAGUUUGGGAAAGGAGAUUGGAAGAGCAUUUCGAGGAAAUUCGUGAUAUCGAGAACUCCGACACAGGUGGCUAGCCAUGCCCAAAAGUACUUCAUCCGUUUAAAUUCGAUGAACAGAGAUCGACGGCGAUCUAGCAUCCACGACAUCACGAGUGUCAACAAUGGGGAUACAUCUCAUCAAUCACCCAUCACUGGCCAACAGGGAAACGCAAACCUACCCGGCGGAGUAGCCCUGGGGCAAUCGGUGAAGCACAGGGCUCAGCCGCAUUUGCCUGGUUUAGGCAUGUAUGGAGCGCCGGUCGGAUGUCCGAUUGCUGCUCCGGGUCAUAUGGGAUCUGCUGUAGGAACUCCGAUUAUGCUUCCUCCAGGUCACCAUCCCCAAUCCCCUUCUUACAUUGUCCCUGUUGCUUAUCCAAUGGCUCCACCAACUAUGCACCAAUAAGUGUGAAUUUCAAUCAUGAAGGGUAACAUAACAAACUCUGUAUUUUUUGAACAUGAAGUAUGCAGAAGGAAUAAAG
Messenger RNA from Hibiscus syriacus, 1092 nucleotides. RefSeq names its product transcription factor MYBS1-like. Bases 135 to 1016 code for a protein of 293 amino acids. Gene Ontology annotation, molecular function: DNA binding. The transcript is spliced from 2 exons. NCBI's taxonomy places the organism in Eukaryota, Viridiplantae, Streptophyta, Magnoliopsida, Malvales, Malvaceae. The record is from RefSeq and is a predicted model, not a curated record.